This is a messenger RNA of Panicum virgatum (switchgrass), 1014 nucleotides long. RefSeq lists its product as uncharacterized. NCBI's taxonomy places the organism in Eukaryota, Viridiplantae, Streptophyta, Magnoliopsida, Poales, Poaceae. The coding region runs from base 30 to 752 and encodes 240 amino acids. The record is from RefSeq and is a predicted model, not a curated record. The transcript is spliced from 5 exons.
UUCCCUGCCGCACCCGAGCUCGCAGCGCCAUGUCUUCGCCUGCGCUCCUCGGCCACGCCACAACGCUCACGCUCCCGACCACCGGCGCCUCCGCGCGCCUCCUUCGUCCUGACGCCCGGCUACUCCUUGUCCGCGGUUUAUCCAGUGCCGCCGCUGCGACGCCUCACGCCGCCGCAUCCCCGGGCCUCGCCUGCUCCCGCCACUCAUCCGUGGCUGCCGCCCCCUCCACCUCCCCACAACGCGCAGGCGGCGGCGGCAGCAGCGACCUCGUGGCGCUCACCCUCACCGCGGUUGCAGUAUCUGCAUGCUUGAUAUUCUUUGCAGCAAUUCGCUCUAUGCUGGCAUGUAAGAGGGAGGCAGAGUUUCUCGAGAAAUACUUUGAUUCAGCAAGAAAGAAACUACCUGAAUCUAUGGCUUCAUUGAGACUGGUUGGAAGGGAGCUUGGAGACUUGGCUGCGGAUCUUAGUGAUUUAAGUCAAGAAUUGACCAAGGGUGUAAGAAGUUCCAUGAGCAUUGUUCAUACUGCCGAUGCUCAACUUCGCCAGCGGAUACCCCCUGCCCUGCCAGGAUCCGCGCGGAGGAUGUCUAAUCAGAAGAACGUGGCAGAGGACCCAUUGCUGGCUAGCACCUUGAGAGAUCUGCGUGAGUUGAUUGCAGACAUCCGAUCAGGAUUAGGAGCAACGGCUGGCAUCGCCGGCCUUUUCAUGUGGGUCUCAAACUUUGGUUCAAAGCGCAGUAAGAAACGUUUAUAGUAUAAAAGAAUCUUGACGAUGAGGAUCUGUGUAAUAGAAUGUUGCUGUUUAGCAUUGGUAUUUCUUUUUUGAGUGGAGUUUAGCAUUGGGAUUCCGGUGUAGGCAAUAUCCAUCAAAAUUAACUGAGGCCCACAGUUUCGUCUGUAAAUUUUGGGCGCAUAGCAAAAGCUAAAUAUAGCUAGGCCCACAGUUUCCGACCGACUUUCCGCCCAGCAGCCUCCUACAAGCAGGCUCAUAAGAAUACAUUUCAUCAUUUUGCUUA